Priapulus caudatus is the source of this 900-nucleotide messenger RNA. Its product is annotated as cleavage and polyadenylation specificity factor subunit 6-like. Bases 127 to 900 code for a protein of 257 amino acids. Gene Ontology annotation, biological process: mRNA alternative polyadenylation. Gene Ontology annotation, cellular component: mRNA cleavage and polyadenylation specificity factor complex. Gene Ontology annotation, molecular function: mRNA binding. The transcript has a single exon. Lineage: Eukaryota; Metazoa; Priapulida; Priapulimorpha; Priapulimorphida; Priapulidae. The record is from RefSeq and is a predicted model, not a curated record.
AUUUUUUCAGGGAUUGAUGACUACUGUGCCUAUGGGCGCGUUGACAUUGAACCAACAUUGUGAGUAUAAGAGUUGUAAGUUUUCAAAAAACUUCAUGUCAUAGAACAUUUGCACAUUUUUGAGAAAAUGACCGAUGUGGACAUUGAUCUUUAUGCUGAUGAUGUCGGAGAUGAGUUCAGUACAGAAGAUUACAAUGGCGGCGCUGUCGAUUUGUACGAUGAUGUCAUAACUGCGCCAUCUGGUGAGCAGGAAAAUGAAGAUGAAUUCACAGAUGCUCCGGAGAUAAAGGCAUCUGAACAGGCACAGACACCCUCACCAGCCACAACCACCUACUCCGGCAAGCGAGUCUCACUAUAUGUCGGUAACCUUACCUGGUGGACCACAGAUCAAGACCUCACUGACUCUAUAAAUUCCAUCGGUGUUCACGACAUAGUUGAAAUUAAGUUCUACGAAAACAGAGCCAACGGACAGUCGAAGGGGUUCGCUGUUGUGAACCUCGCGUCCGACGGUUCGUCGCGGAUUGUUAUGGAAAAAUUGUCACGAAAGGAAUUGCACGGCCAGCAUCCCGUAGUGACGCACUGCAACAGAGCAACGCUAGCGCAGUUCGAGGCGCAGUCGCGCAAGGCGAGCGAGCAGCCUGGUGGUCCGCCACCGACCGCAGGUAGGGUGGUGCAAGGAACGCAGAUGAUGGGGCGCGGACGUGGGCGAGGUAACUUCAUGCCGGGCCAGCGGCCGCCCGGACUGCGUGGGCCGCCGAACCAAGGACCGCCCGGUCACCCAGGUCAUCCCGGGGGACCUCAAGGUCACCUCAACGGUCCCCCGCCAUACGGCGGGCCGCCGCACGGCGGGCCACCGCACGGCGGGCCGCCGCGAGGGCCGCCUCCGCGCGGACAAGCAUGA